AGUCGGAUUUAUGCGCUGCGAGAGGGUUUGGGACGGGCGGCUGGAGCGGCGGGCGGCGCCGGCUGGAGCAGCAUGGGUGUGAUAGGUGUACAGUUGGUGGUUACCAUGGUAAUGGCUAGUGUCAUACAGAAGAUCAUACCUCACUAUUCUCUUGCUCGUUGGCUUCUCUGUAGCGGCAGUUUACGAUGGUAUCAACAUCCUACUGAAGAAGAACUACGGAUUCUGGCGGGGAAACAAAGAGGGAAAAGCAAGAAAGAUAGCAGAAAGAAAAUGGGGAACGAUGAGAUAGAUGUUCAUCAGCUUCAGCUGGAAACAAGAUUCUCACAUACAAUCAUGAAGGUCUCCAACAGACUUUCCAGAAGUAGAACUGCCCAAGAGCCAAGAGUGAUGAUGAGAAAAUAUAAUGGUCACAUUGAAAACAAGCCUUUAACCAUUCCAAAAGAUAUUGAUCUUCAUCUGGAAACGAAGUCUGUGACUGAAAGGGACACUAUUGCAUUACAUUACUUUCCUGAAUAUCAGUGGUUGGUGGAUUUCACUGUUGCAGCUACAGUUGUGUAUGUGGUGACUGAAGCGUAUUACAGCAUUGUGAAGCCCUCACAAGAAAUGAAUAUCAGUGUAGUGUGGUGUCUACUUGUCUUGGCUUUUGCAGUUAAGGUACUAUUUUCAUUGACCACUCAUUAUUUCAAAGUAGAGGAAGGAGGUGAAAGAUCAGUCUGUGUCACAUUUGGCUUUUUCUUCUUUGUGAAAGCAAUGGCAAUUUUGAUUGUGACAGAAAACUAUCUAGAGUUUGGACUGGAAUCAGGAUUCUCAAAUUUCUCAGAAAGUGCUAUGCAGUUCCUUGAAAAGCAGGGUUUGGAAUCCCAGGGUCCUGUGUCUAAACUAACCUUCAAAUUGUUCCUGGCUGUUUUGUGUUCACUUAUUGGUGCUUUUUUGACAUUCCCUGGCUUGCGACUGGCUCAAAUGCAUCUGGAUGCUCUGAAUUUAGCAACAGAAAAAAUAACACAAACACUGCUGCAUAUAAACUUCUUGGCACCUUUAUUUAUGGUUCUUCUAUGGGUAAAACCAAUCACUAAGGACUACAUUAUGAACCCACCUUUGGGCAAAGAGAGCAUACCUUUAAUGUCAGAAGACACAUUUGACACCAUGAGAUUGUGGAUUAUAAUCCUGCUGUGUGCUUUACGAUUGGCUAUGAUGCGCAGUCACUUGCAGGCCUAUCUGAAUUUAGCUCAGAAAAGUGUGGAUCAAAUGAAAAAGGAAGCUGGCAGAAUAAGCACAGUGGAUUUACAAAAAAUGGUGGCUCGAGUCUUCUAUUACCUUUGUGUAAUUGCACUGCAGUAUGUUGCACCAUUGGUAAUGCUUCUUCACACGACUCUGCUUUUGAAAACACUAGGUAAUUAUUCUUGGGGCAUCUACCCAGAACUGAGUUCUAACACUCCAGUAGAAAACAGUUUGCUUCAUAAUUCAGCUUAUUCUGAAUCUGUACCUGCUGAUGGAAAGAUGAAAGUAACCGUAGUACAAAUAACAAUGGCUUUGGGAAGCCUAAAGAAUAUUUUCACUCCUCUCCUGUUUCGGGGACUCCUGUCGUUCCUUACCUGGUGGGUUGCUGCUUGCCUCUUUUCUACAAGCCUUUUUGGGCUUUUCUAUCACCAGUACCUGACUGUAGCAUGAACAGAUCAACUGAUAAGUAUGAAGUCAAAUUCCAGAUACAAACCCAGGUACCCAAGAGGAGGUGAAGAAAAAAAGAAGAAAGAUAUUUAUGAAGAGAAAACAUAUCAUAUUUUUUAAAAUCUUCCUCUGUGUUCUCAGGGUGAAUAUUCUUCAAAUGCUUAAAAUCACAACUGGGUUUGUUAGUUUUGUUACCCAAAUGGUAGGUAACUUAUUCAAUUCUAGUGGUAAGACUGAUAUUAUUAUGUGGCAAGCAUUGGUGUGCAUGUUUAAAUGUUACAACUUCAGAGUAUCUUGGUUUCCAUAAAGAGGAAGUUGCCUUCAACACUUAAAGAAUCAGCAGUCAGUAACUGAACUGUGUGAGUAGGUUCUGGUCAUGCUGAUGGUGGCUACUUGCUGAGUAUAAUAUUGAAACUGAGCCAUACAAUGGACAGAAAAAGGGGAUUUUAAAAAGUUCUGUUGGAUAUUUUUUGAUCACUUUUCAGCAUGAAAAAUGAAAUAAUCCAACAGGACAAAAGCAAUGCUGUAUAUUACAGUAAGGAAAGUUGUAUAAAAUUUCAAUUUAACAUAAGAAAAAUGUAUGGACCUGGCAGGUAUUGCUGCCUAAAUAUUAUGCAGGAAUGCUUGCACAGUGAAAGGAGAGUUAUAGAAAAAUAAAUAAAUAAAUAAAUAACUUCAGUCCCUAAGUCAUUUUGAAGUAAUGGCCAUUUGUAUUGGUGCUAAUUUUGAUCCACAGAUUCCAUUCGGAUCUUUUAAAAUUUUUCUUUUUAGAUAAUAGAUAAAAUUCCAUUGAAUUCACAAAAUAGUAUAAUUAGACUAGUGAUUCCAAUUAAACAUUUCAAAACAAUACAGUUUAAUCCUGCUGACUGAGAGUGUAUGUAUCUGUGAUGUACAUAUAUAUAUAUAUAUAUAUAUUAUAUAUGAAAUAUAUAAUAUAUAUGGAGUUAUAAAGUAUGGAAUCUUUAUUUUAAAUUACUGAAUGUAUAUUACAGGGACAUGGGAGAGGGAUAUAUAUGUAUCUAGUAAUUUCAAGAACCCAUUUGAAAUGAAAAUUAAAUUUUUUUGAAAGUUCAA
This is a messenger RNA of Centrocercus urophasianus (Greater sage-grouse), 2739 nucleotides long. RefSeq names its product transmembrane protein 161B (gene TMEM161B). The record is from RefSeq and is a predicted model, not a curated record. The coding region runs from base 73 to 1668 and encodes 531 amino acids. The transcript is spliced from 13 exons. Lineage: Eukaryota; Metazoa; Chordata; Aves; Galliformes; Phasianidae.